UUGUUUUUCUCCAGGUUCCAGAUCAACGGUCAGGAGACAGGGUGGUGUGGGCAGGGCUGCCAGGCCAUCGUGGAUACAGGCACCUCCAUGCUGACUGCACCCAGACAGAUCAUGGGAACCCUGAUGCAGUCCAUUGGAGCCCAGCAGGACCAGUACGGACAGUACACAGUGAACUGUAACCAGAUCAACAGCCUGCCUACUCUCACCUUCACCAUCAAUGGAAUCAACUUCCCCCUGCCGCCAUCUGCAUACAUCCAGCAGAACAACCAGGUCUGCUCCGUGGGGAUCACCCCCACCUACCUGCCGUCCCAGAACGGACAGCCCCUGUGGAUUUUGGGAGAUGUUUUCCUCAUGCAGUACUACUCCGUCUACGACCGCACAAGCAACCAAGUGGGCUUUGCCACCGCAGCCUAAACCUGACCAACAUGACCAUGACCGCAAACCAACACAGACACCGACCYUUCUUAGAAGUCUACCAUCCCAAACCUCACACAGAAUCUAUUCCYCCUCUGGCCAUUCUAGAACAUCAAUCACCAAAGGCAUCUAUUCUGAAUCACCCAUAGCAACCUCUCUGGUUAUUAUAAUACAUCUAUUACCCAUGGCAACCYCUCUGGUCAUUAUAAUACGCAUAUUACCCAUGGCAACCACUGUGGGUCAGUUUGUCUUUGGUCCAGUGGGGUUAAAGCAAGCAUGGACAUCAUUGGGUUAAAGCUGUGGUCUUUGUUAGAUGACAUCUGCUAAUAUKUUCAGUUCAMCUGUAAGGUGUAAGGUUGUUUCCUUUCUACUCUGGCAUUGCAAUGACAACCUCCUAGUUCCCAGACAACAUCGGAUGUGAACACYGGUUCAGCCAUGUUGCMGAUUGCAUCAUGAUGCUGAGUUGCAAUUCUGAGUUGAGUGAAAAAGAAAAUGACAUACAGAAAUACAGUGAAAUAUGAAAAUAUGAUUUUUGACAAAUAAACGCAUUUCAUCUCAAGACUGGAUGUAUUUGGUGUUUGUUUAGCUUCCAUUUAGACUGAAUAAACUAUUGAAGUGCACAAUAA
Salvelinus sp. IW2-2015 is the source of this 1040-nucleotide messenger RNA. Its product is annotated as gastricsin-like. Gene Ontology annotation, biological process: proteolysis. NCBI's taxonomy places the organism in Eukaryota, Metazoa, Chordata, Actinopteri, Salmoniformes, Salmonidae. Gene Ontology annotation, molecular function: aspartic-type endopeptidase activity. The record is from RefSeq and is a predicted model, not a curated record.